AUGGGUAUCUCACGCGAUUCUCGUCACAAGCGCUCCGCCUCCGGUGCCAAGCGUGCCUACUACAGGAAGAAGCGCGCUUUCGAGCUUGGCCGCCAGCCAGCGCAGACCCGUAUCGGCGCCAAGCGCAUCCACACCGUCCGCACCCGCGGCGGCAACCACAAGUACCGUGCCCUGCGUCUCGACUCUGGCAACUUCGCCUGGGCCUCUGAGGGCACCACCCGCAAGACCCGUGUCAUCGCCGUCGCCUAUCACCCGUCCAACAACGAGCUGGUCCGCACCAACACCCUGACCAAGUCCGCCGUCGUCCAAAUCGACGCCGCCCCCUUCCGUCAGUGGUACGAGGCCCACUACGGCCAGCCCCUCGGCCGUAGGCGCCAGGCCAAGCAGGGCAAGGAGGAGGAGCCCGUCAAGAAGAGCAAGUCCGUCGAGAAGAAGCAGGCCGCCCGCCUCGCCGCCCACGGCAAGGUCGAGCCCGCCAUCGAGAAGCAGUUCGAGGCCGGUCGUCUGUACGCCGUCAUCUCCUCCCGUCCCGGCCAGUCUGGCCGCUCCGACGGUUACAUCCUCGAGGGUGAGGAGCUUGCCUUCUACCAGCGCAAGCUCCACAAGUAG
Messenger RNA from Diaporthe citri, 609 nucleotides. RefSeq lists its product as uncharacterized. Gene Ontology annotation, molecular function: structural constituent of ribosome. The transcript has 2 exons. The coding region runs from base 1 to 609 and encodes 202 amino acids. The record is from RefSeq and is a predicted model, not a curated record. NCBI's taxonomy places the organism in Eukaryota, Fungi, Ascomycota, Sordariomycetes, Diaporthales, Diaporthaceae. Gene Ontology annotation, biological process: translation; maturation of SSU-rRNA from tricistronic rRNA transcript (SSU-rRNA, 5.8S rRNA, LSU-rRNA). Gene Ontology annotation, cellular component: ribosome; cytosolic small ribosomal subunit.